Entamoeba invadens IP1 is the source of this 1626-nucleotide messenger RNA. RefSeq lists its product as hypothetical. The transcript has a single exon. The record is from RefSeq and is a predicted model, not a curated record. Lineage: Eukaryota; Evosea; Mastigamoebida; Endamoebidae. Bases 1 to 1626 code for a protein of 541 amino acids.
AUGACUCAUCAAUUAAACAUUGUAUCACUUUUAUUGUUUUUGAUUAGUACGUCCUCUGAAAUAUGCGAAGCUGGCUAUUAUCUAAGUGCUGGGUAUUGUGUAAAAUGCAUAAAAGGUUUUUAUUCUAUUGGAGGGACUGUUGGCGAAUGCACAAGAUGUGACGAGUUGUGUGCGACCUGCGAUAAAACAAAUGGGAAUUGCACAAGUUGUGUUGGUGGAUGUGGCUUCAAUGGUCGAGGAUGCUCAUUGUGUCCAGCUGGGUAUUUUUCACCUGGUGGAAUAAGUACAUGCACAGUGUGUCGGAGUGGUAGUUACUCGUUUGGUGGUGCUUCUGUGUGUUCAAGUUGCGAUUCUACAUGUGGUAGUUGUGAUAAAACCAAUGGCAACUGCACAACGUGUAAUUCUGGUGAUAUAUUGACGGAUGGCAGAUGCACACCAUGUUGGGCGGGGACGUAUCCAAAUGGCGAUAUGUGUGUGGAGUGUCCACCUAACUAUUACUCAUCAAGCGGUUCCUUUUCAUGUACAAAAUGCGACACGGCGUGUGUGACAUGCAAUUCAACGAAUGGGUAUUGCACAUCGUGUCAAAUUGGAUAUGCCACAAACAACAACGUGUGUACAAUAUGUGCAAGUGGGUAUUACGAGCACAAUAACGCAUGCAAGCCGCGUGAGAAUGGGACGCAUUCAUCGACAGGUGGGAGCACUGCAUGCACGCCGUGUCAGGGUGGGUAUUACAAUCUGAUUGGGUAUUCCGAGUGUGUACAUUGUGAUGGUCUGUGUGGUGAUCGCUGUGAUGCUGCAAGUGGGAAGUGUCUGAGUUGCAUAAGUGGAUAUGUCUUACAACCAACAGGCGAGUGUGUUGGCUGUGAAUGUGGGCAAUAUGCAAAUGUAGCAACAAACAGCUGCAAGUUGUGUGCGGCUGGAACGUAUUCGAAUCAGAAUUCGACGUCUUGCACAAGUUGUGGUGAUGGGACGUAUUCCAAAGAAGGUGCCACCAGAUGUAAGGCAUGUUUAUCCAUUUGCAACACCUGUGACAAAACAACUGGUGUGUGUCUGACAUGUUAUUCAGGGUACCAACUGAACGCCUCACAGAGCUGUGAGAUAUGCCGACGUGGGACAUACUCAUAUGGCACAAAAUGUGUUGACUGUGAAGAGAUGAAAUACCAAAGUGAAAAGGGACAGUCUUUCUGUCUUGCAUGCAGUGCAAAUUGUGCGUCGUGUGAUAAAACAAAUGGAAAAUGCACCACAUGCAAAGCUGUAUACGGUUAUGAUAGUGGAAGUUGUACAUUGUGUCCUGAUGGUUAUUAUUCCACAGGCAAGACUGGAAGUUGCAUACCGUGUCCAGUUAUUUGUGAUAAUUGCAUCGGAGAGAGUGGCGCGUGUUCGUCGUGUUCAUCUGGUUUUAAAAAAGUUGGAGGUGAAUGUACAUCUUGUGCAUCAAAUGGGAAUUGCAAUUCGUGUGAUUUAAACGAAAAUGAGAGCAACAGAGUGUGUGUUGAAUGUGCAGAGAAUUGUUAUUUGGAUGAUGAAGACAACAGUUGCUUCUUGUGCAACACAAUUGAUUCCAACUGUGACAAAUGUUCAAGAAAUGCAAAAGUGUGUGUCUUGCAUGCAAAGACGACUUUGUGA